Molecule: messenger RNA, 1677 nt
Organism: Penicillium pulvis
Lineage: Eukaryota; Fungi; Ascomycota; Eurotiomycetes; Eurotiales; Aspergillaceae
Product: acyl--CoA ligase
Exons: 4
Coding region: 1-1677 (558 amino acids)
Biological process (GO): secondary metabolic process
Molecular function (GO): CoA-ligase activity
Source: RefSeq, a predicted model, not a curated record
AUGCCCUACAAAUCCCGUUGGACAAUCGACAUCCCAAAUACGCACCUAGCCAGCAUACUCUUCAAAUCGCCAACAGCCCCCCUAUCCCAAACCCACAAAUGCUUCCUCGAAGCCGCCCGUCCAGAAACUCACUACCUGACACCGCAUACCUACCGACUAUGGAGCCAGCGGCUCGCAGCCGGACUCAUAAAAUCCGGUCUGCAAACUGGUGACCGGGUCCUCCUAUUCUCAGGAAAUGACUUGUUCUUCCCAGUCGUUUUGAUGGGUAUAGUAAUGGCAGGCGGGAUCUUCUCCGGUGCCAACCCGACGUACGUUGCGCGUGAACUUGCCUUCCAGCUUCAGGAUAGCGGUGCGAAGUACCUCAUCUGUGCAGCGGGCAGCCUGGAUACAGGUCUCGAAGCGGCAAAACUGGCUGGAUUACCGCGUGAAAGCGUGUAUGUGUUUGACAGUGGUGUGUAUGAUAACACCGGCUCUGCAAAGGAUGGAUGUCCGUAUUGGGGCGAUCUGAUUGCGUCACCGGAGGAGGGCGCGAAGUUCGUUUGGGAUGAGCUUUCAACGCCUGAACUUGCGGAUCGGACGCUUGUUCUCAAUUACUCCAGUGGAACGACGGGUCGUCCUAAAGGAGUGGAGAUCACGCAUAAGAAUUACACGGCCAAUAUGCUUCAGUAUACGCAUCUGUUGACGUUGUACCCGGAUUAUGAGUCUCGCAAGGCACGGAUGCGUUGGCUGUGCUUUUUGCCUAUGUAUCAUGCCAUGGCGCAGACUAUCUUUAUUGCUGCUGCGAUAUAUCACGAGGCGCCGGUGUAUAUCAUGCCGAAAUUCGAUUUCGUGAAGAUGUUGGAGUAUACGCAGGAAUUUAAGAUCACAGCGCUGAUUCUUGUGCCGCCGGUUAUCGUUAUGUUGGCUAAGCAUCCGAUUGUGAAGAACUAUGAUCUUAGUAGUGUGGAGAAUGUUGCUAGUGGUGCCGCACCUUUGGGGAGGGAGGUUUGUGCUGAUGUGGAGAAGCUUUGGCCAGCUGGGGUGAUCAAUGUUAAGCAGGGGUGGGGUAUGACAGAGGCUACGUGUUCCGUCCUAGGAUGGAAUCCGACAGAAACAAGCGACUCUGCAUCUGUCGGGGAACCUAAUGCCAACUGCGAAGCGAAGAUCAUGGCGGAUGAAAAUACCGAGAUCAUGGCACGCAAUCAGCGUGGUGAGCUGUGGGUCCGCGGUCAGAAUAUCAUGAAGGGUUACUGGCGGAACCCAAAGGCGACUAAAGAGACCAAGACGGCCGAUGGUUGGUUGCGAACGGGAGACAUCGCUUAUGUGGAUGAUCGGGGCAAGUUCCAUGUAGUGGACCGGAUGAAGGAAUUGAUCAAAGUCAAGGGAAACCAAGUGGCUCCUGCCGAACUAGAAGCGCUGCUGUUGGAGCAUCCUGCUAUUGCGGAUGUUGCGGUGAUCGGUGUGACGAUUAACCAUGACGAACGUCCUCGGGCAUAUGUAGUCUUGAAUUCGGGACAAUCAGCCACCAGUGAGGAGAUUACUAGUUUCAUGGACGGGAAGGUAUCCGCGACGAAGCGAAUCACAGGCGGCGUAGUUUUUUUGGAGACGAUCCCUAAGAAUCCAUCGGGAAAGAUCCUGCGGACAGUACUACGCGAGCAAGCGCAGGCGGAGCUGAAGGGUGUCACAGCUAAGCUCUAG